AAGGGUACAACUUGCAUUGAAGGUCCUCUCAUCUCAUCUUUCCCAUACCAUAUAUCAACCCAUUCUUUGCCUACAUAUGAUAUAAAAAUCUAUUCAUACGUACAUAUAUAUACAAAUCUAGAUAAGCUCUACUGAUAUCACAUUAUAUAUCACUGAUAUAAAUAUGGCCACAUCAUCAUGGACAGCAAGACAAAACAAGAAGUUCGAAGAGGCAUUAGCGGUAUACGACAGGGACACGCCCGACCGUUGGCACAACAUUGCCAGAAUUGUGGGAGGAAAAUCAGCUGAGGAAGUGAAGGGGCAUUACGAAAUUCUUGUGAAAGAUGUGUUGCAGAUUGAGAAUGAUGAAGUGCCAUGCCCAAAUUACACUGAUAGCUAGCUUAUAUAAUCAUUCAUGAACAGAGGCUUUUGAGGACAUCAAGAUAGACUAAAGGAAACAUGUGUUGUUAACUUAAGGUUGGAGGCUCAAAUAUAGCAAGAAGAUGUGUAUGACCAAACAAACAUGCACAAAUUAAUACCACUAUUUAUAACAUGUAGUCCAGACUAUAUACCAUCUUUGUGUUCUUGGUUCAGAAAAAAAAUGUGUUCUUUCUUGUUAUUUGCACUCUCUUGAAUGCCAAAUUCAGUGCUUUUCAUUGAAUUGUUGUGCACACUCUCGUAAACCAACAUGUUAUGAAACAUUGAGUUGCAACAGAGUUGAGAGUUGAAUCUCCUCAACAAUUAGAAAAUUUGAAAGGUACAGCGUCUUCACGGUUCACUCUUUACUUCCCGAUCCUCCGGUUAUGGUGGGAUUUACUUAACGUUUUCUUGGAUCAGAGGGAGUAUUCAUUUUCAUAAUCAAAAGGCAAAAGCUUUUUAGCAUCAAGAAUGGCUCAUGAGUAGCAUCAUAGUUCAAGUAAGUAUUGGCAAGAAGCAGAUUAGCAUAUUUCAGUCUAUCACUAACCUCAAAUUACUAACACUGCCAAUCCCAAAAGAAAAUGGAUCCAUCAACUGCUGGUCUUGUUGGA
Messenger RNA from Cuscuta campestris, 1007 nucleotides. The record is from the annotation of a GenBank genome assembly. NCBI's taxonomy places the organism in Eukaryota, Viridiplantae, Streptophyta, Magnoliopsida, Solanales, Convolvulaceae.